AUGCAAAUCUACUUUGCAAAGGCCAUGGAAAAGUUCAUGCGAGACCAACAGCGACGGCCGCCACAUUCUGAGCCGACCAGUCACCCCAAUUCCAACCGCAAGGUGUUCGGGGUAGGUAUGCCAGACACGGACAUGGAAUCGGCUGACUAG
This is a messenger RNA of Peronospora matthiolae, 150 nucleotides long. Lineage: Eukaryota; Oomycota; Peronosporomycetes; Peronosporales; Peronosporaceae. The record is from the annotation of a GenBank genome assembly.